UGAAUUUCAGGACUUGACGUGCCCUAUGGUUGCUUAUCUGAACCUUAAAACAAACAUCUUUUUGCCCACAGUUUCAACAUGUUGAUCUUUGGCUCCUGUGUGGGCGGAGAGAGAGAGAGGGCGGUGUUUGACGAUUUGUUCCCCGCGGCUCUCCGUAGAGAGAUCACGGCCUGGGCGUCGGCACAGUUCAGUCUCUGCUGCGUAGGAAAACAAAACUCAACUCCUCUUCACCCGGAGAUCGCGGAGGUGUCUAUCUUACAUAAACCAAAACUUGAUAUAUAAGACAAAAAUGCAUUCAGUCACGCUGGACAGCAAUGGUUCGCCAAAGAAACGGACGUUAUCUCGGGGACUGAGCGAGGAUGAGUCGCUCCGCAGCAUCAUAAAGGAGACCGAGAGUUCAUCCAGGCGUCUGACACGAAGCGACAGCCGAGCAGGAACCCUGAAGAGGAGGAGUGACAGUCAGUCUGAGCAGGACCUCUACAUGGGACUCCCAGAGAUGAUAGAGCUGCAGGCCAGCUAUGACGAGGUGGUGCAGGAGCUGCGUGGGCUGGAGGUCGAGCGAGAGACUCUGUUGUUCCAGGUGGACGUCCUGCAGGACACGCUGGAGGGUGUAGAGGAGCUGCUGGCUGAGACACAGAGGGAAGCUGGACAGGCUAGUUUGGAGUUGCAACAAGAGAGGGAUGCCAAGAGGAAACUGGAGAGCACGGUCAGCUCUCUGAUGAAAGAAGUAGAGAGAUUAAAAGAGGAGAGGAAUAACACCCCCCCAGUGAACACACAGGGUGUGGACGAGGUAACGAGACAAGGACACCAAAUGAAAAAUGAUGCAAAGGAAUUGAUGAAAGGCUUGUCGCUGUGUGACCCUCGCAGCAGUGAAAGCAGCGGCAGAGCGUCGGAGGAGGUGAGACAGAGUGACGAGGCGGAGGAUGAAGCAAACCUCCUGAUGAAGCUGCGGAAGAUAGUCAGUAAGCCGUUGGGCUACAUGCCCUCUCUGGCAGUGGACAACCCGUUCUCUGAAGACGGGGUCCUGCAGAGGCCUUGCGAAAACAGUGUUGUGGAUGGACGAGAUCCUUCCCCGGAUGGGCAAGACUCAGACAGCAUAAGUGCCUACGAGGAUGCGUCUGCUGACACUCCAGAGCAGGACAAGAAGUUUCCGGGGGAAGCGGACACUUUGGAGCUGCCUCAUGAUUCAGAGAAAAGUUCUACUAACAACGGCCUGGUCAGUAACGGGGAGACCCAAGACCCAAAAAGCCCUGAUGCUUGUGUCAUGUCUUAAUCUGUUUUAUCUACUACUGGGCAAAAGGUCAAAGAUUAUUGAUCACCUGGUGUAAUUCAACAGCUUUUUUUGAUUUACGGUUUACCCACAUCUGAUAUUUAUGUUCUUAGAAACCUUUGAGGCCAACAACAAGUAGUCAAUCUUAAGAAAAUUGAUCUGCAACUAUUUUGAGAAUCGAUUAAUCGUUUCAGCCGUUUUUCAAAAACAUGCCAAACAAUUGCUGGUUUCAGCUUCUUAAAUGUGAGGAUUCGCUGCUUUUCUUUGUCCUAUAUUUAGUCAAAGAAACAUCUUUGGGAUUUGGACCGCUGGUGGGAAUUUGAAGGCAUCGCUUUAGGUUCUGAGGGAUUGUAAUGAUAAUUUUUCACUACUUUUUGACAUUUUCUAACUAAAUGAUUAAUCGAUUAAUCUGCAGCUUAAUUGAUAAUGAAAUAAUGGUUGGUUGCAGCUUUAGUUGUAAUACACUGUAGUAGAAUUGUAAGUUUCAGCUUUAAAGUCACAACAAAGAAACUCAGGAUCCAGAUCGUUACUAGCUGGAAUUCCACUAAUGACUACUUAAUAUUAUUUGCCAACAAUUUCUUUGUAAUAUCUGUCUUAAGUUCUUUUUUGUAAUACAUGGAUAGACAUGGAAAAUAGUCCAUGCUGCUUUGUCCAUUUACCUCUUGUUUGUAUACUAACAGCUGCCAGGAUUUACCUGUAGACAAAAGACAGUGAGCUCCACACAUACAGUACCUGGACAAACACGGUUGAUGUUUUGGCUCCAGUCACAUUAGAAAGUCUUGAAUUUAGAGAGUCAGUCUGAACAUGUCAGAGCUGCAUUUAAAGAUAUUUAGUGUGGCUGUCCCCGGCUGUAGAGCUCACUGUAAAGAAAGUUUAGGACAUGUUUGACAUUGAUUUUUGGAAGCUAUGUAGAUCAGUUACAGGUAAUGAAAGGCAGAUAUUGGAAGGUUUAUAAGAUAUCGAUUUUUUGAAGUAAGGGAAAAUGCCAUUCUAUUUGCUGCCUUGCUGAUCUUUACAAGAUUUAUUUUUUUAUCUUUCAUAUAGCUCCCUUUCUCCUGUUUUUUAUGUUUAAUUUAGGGAAAUUGAUUUGGCUGCAUUUGCACUUUUUAAAGUUCUUGUAUUGUGGCAUAAAUGUGUCCGAUAUCAUUAGAAACAACAUUCCUUUAACAACCAAACAUGUCAGCAAGAAGUGAUCAGCUGACCUGCCGCAGGCUGUAUUCUCUGCCUGCGUGGUAAAACUGUAUGUUUGCACAGUAAAACUUGCUGAAAUUAGUCUCUUUGGAUGUCUCUGAUUGCUGUAAACAUUUUGUAUUUAAUCGCAAUUUUUUACAAUGUUACAUUUCUUCAAUGCUUGAAGCAAGAAUAGACCCUUUCACCUCAUUUGUGAUAGUUUGCAUGAGCACCUAAGAAUGUAUAUUGAUUUAUAAUCAGCACAUGAUUCAUCUGUCAUUUAUUAGUACUUUUGCACGCAGUACACAUAUAUUAAAUAAUACUUUGAUCGAAGGUAUUUACUGCGACAAUUGGUGUUUUGAAGGGAUUUUAAUUUUGUUUGCAAGUAAUGUAUCAUUCUGUCAUUUCCUGUUUUUAAGAUCCUGAGCAAAAUUAAAUAAUUUCAGUUUUGAUGGAAAAAAAAUCAUAUGACACUAACAUUUUUUUAAAUGAAAAUCACAAUUUUGAUAUUUAAUUCUGUUACACAAGAAAGAAAAGCAGCAAUAUUAAAUGUAUGGGAAUUUGAAAAUUGCUGCAUUUAGCUGCAGAUCAUUUUAUGGGGUUAAGGCCGCUCAAAUGUUAAUGUUUGCAUUCACUCAUUUGUCUUUUGUAUUAUUUUUUAUCACAGUUCUGUUUCAACAUAAAGCUGGUUCACAUGCUAGUACUUGAUUAUCUGUUGUGUUGGCUGCCAUAAUGCACAAAGAAGAGAUUACAUUGCUGUUUCUUUCCAUAAAAUGAGCUGAUGGGAGGUUAUUGUUACUGUAGUGCUGUAGUCACGUCUUGUGCAAUCAGGUCAUUUGCAACCAAUGCCGGUCAGACGUUUCUACGGGAACAUCCACAAUCAUUUGGUUGUUAAUAUUGUCAUCAACAAUUCAUUUUAUGUUCCUGUUGAUUUGGUUUGUUGUGAUGAAUCAGUUAAGUUGCAUUACUCCAACUUAAAAACUGAUCAAAUAUAAUUUUUAAACUUCAAUCAUUUAGCAUUUUGAGCACACAGCAGUGACUUCUUUUUGACAAUUUAUCAAGUAAUCAAAUGUGUUUUGUGUUUCAUUUUCCACAACAAUGCAAAAAAAUGUUCUUACUGUAAUUUGAUGCGUUUUAUGGGUCAAGAUUUUUUUUUUACUUGUCCUGAGCUUUGUAUUAAAUGUCCAGAUGUAAACAGUAAAUUACAUUUAUACUUGUAACGGGGAAAUACAUUCCAGACAUAUCAAAAUAAAAACAGUGAAUAAUGCUGA
Molecule: messenger RNA, 3711 nt
Organism: Sebastes umbrosus (honeycomb rockfish)
Lineage: Eukaryota; Metazoa; Chordata; Actinopteri; Perciformes; Sebastidae
Product: leucine-rich repeat flightless-interacting protein 2
Exons: 6
Coding region: 290-1273 (327 amino acids)
Source: RefSeq, a predicted model, not a curated record